GAGACAGAGAGACAGACAGCUGAGGCCGCAGCGUGAGACAGAUCUGGUCAUCUUAUCAACUUCACACUUGGCGUGUGCAGAGUUUCAAUGAUGAGAAGGAUUGGUGCCAGAAAAGUCUUGCUGGCGAUAGCUCUUGGUCUGUUGGUCCUUCAUCUCAAUAAAAAUUUUAGCGAUGAAAAAACCAUCUGCAUCCCCAAAAAUGUGAGAGAGGGCAGUGAAAUAAGGGAAGCCACCACAAGGGACAUCAAUGUUUUCUCCUGGUUAAGAUGUCAACAGAACAUCUCUGCUGCCAACAUCACAGGCUUCAGCUCUCUUUCUGGUAAUAUACAAGAUUUUCUCUACUAUCGACACUGUCAACAUUUUUCCAUGAUACUGGACAUUCCUGACAAAUGCGGAGGAGCCGAUAAAUCUGCAGAAAUCUUUCUCCUUCUGGUCAUUAAAAGCUCCCCUAUGAAUUAUGAACGUCGAGAGGUUCUGCGCAAAACCUGGGCUAAAGAGAGGUCGCACAACGGCAUGCAGGUCCGGAGGCUCUUCAUCUCAGGAGUGACGGGUUCUCAUGUUGAAGAAGAGAGACAGAACAAACUUCUUGAAAUGGAACAAAAUGAAUACAAUGACAUUCUUCAAUGGGACUUUAGAGACACGUUCUACAACCUCACCUUGAAGCAGGUACUCUUCCUAGAAUGGAUGGAAAGAAAUUGUCCGAAAGCUCGCUUCUUGCUAAAUGGCGAUGAUGAUGUUUUUGUCAACACAGACAACAUGGUUGAGUAUCUCCAAGGCCUCAGGGAGAAUAAUGGAAGCAAGCACCUCUUUACUGGACAUUUGAUCCAGAACGUGGGGCCCAUUAGAUCACCAGGGAACAAGUACUAUGUCCCAGUACAAGUACAGGAGUCAGACUCUUAUCCCCCUUAUUGUGGUGGUGGGGGCUUCCUCCUGUCUGGCUAUACAGCUAUGGUCAUAUACAAAAUGUCCAAGUCCAUCCCUUUUAUUCCUAUUGAUGAUGUUUACAUGGGGAUGUGUAUGGCCAAAGCAGGACUUAGUCCUGUUUCCCAUAUGGGUGUGAAGACCGCAGGAAUGAACAUUCCCUCGGAAAAACUUGAUGAUUAUGAUCCUUGCUAUUAUAAAGAGAUUUUACUGGUGCACAGAUUCCCUCCAGGUUACAUGUAUCUUAUGUGGCAAAGAAUACAUGACCCAGAUCUGAAAUGUGAACAGUCAAAGAAAUCCGUUUCAUAGCAUCAAAUUGUAACUUACUGGUGGUGACCGUUCUUGUUUACACGUUGCUUCCUGCACAAUCUCUUAGCCUGUGAGGGCUAUCACUGUUUCUACCUGUUUGUUUGAUGUUUGUUGAUGUGUUUGUAGCAUACAGUGAAUAUGAAAGUCACUUCAGAUAGUUAGUCUGUUUUGUUUGUGACACUAACAGCACAUUCAACUCUGCCAGUGUUAUGAUUAAUAAAGUAAAUCCAGAAGCACAACUGUUCCCUUAUGAAACCACAUUUAAAUUCAGAUCCGGGUUUUUUUGGGCGGGGGUCUGCACCAAAUCGCACAUUCUCAUAAAUAUCAGUCCCCUAUACAUGUCUUUUUUACCGUCUAGAUCCAUGAAUUAUUCUUUGAGAAAUUAACAAAUGUUGAAAAAUGUUACUAUGUUAAAAUAGAUGGAAGAAAAAAAUCCUGGACCCACAGUGAAAUUUAAUUGGUUCUUCCUUGACAGGCGGAUAGACGCACUAAGAUUGGAUGUGCUUGCUGACUACUAACAUCUUAAUGCUCCUGCCAACAAAGCUACGUGAUGCAGCCACUUUUGUGAAUACGUUUUUGUCAGAUGAUGGCAAACAAAGUGACAGAACAGGAUAUGUUGGAUUCUCACGUUCAUAACAGCCUGCGUUUUAGCUAAUUAUUUACCCACAACGGAUAUAACUGUGUGGUGAAAAUUGCAGUGUUAUAUAAAACUCGAAUCAAGAUGGGUCAGAGAGAAAUACAAAGUUUAUUUGUUACACAAGAAAACACAGUACGGGGCAACAAUGCCUGUAUACCAUGCAGUCAAGUAUUACAGAUGUGUGCUUGUGUCAUGCAACAUGCACUGAACAGAAGAGUCCACAGGAGAACACAUGUACGUGUACAACAGUUGGACCUGCCAGUUUGCUCUGUAAAGACAUGAGUCUAACACCAGCUGAGUGUUGUGCUGUCCUCUGGUGGUUGAAGCUGCCCUGACACAAGACUUUGAACCAGGAGAGACGAGCAAAGCAAUACAUUUUACAUUCACGCAAGGAACCAGGUUUUUCAAAGGGAUUCAUUGGUAUGAAUGCGAUUUAAAA
Paralichthys olivaceus (Japanese flounder) is the source of this 2306-nucleotide messenger RNA. Its product is annotated as N-acetyllactosaminide beta-1,3-N-acetylglucosaminyltransferase 3. The record is from RefSeq and is a predicted model, not a curated record. Lineage: Eukaryota; Metazoa; Chordata; Actinopteri; Pleuronectiformes; Paralichthyidae. Gene Ontology annotation, molecular function: UDP-glycosyltransferase activity; hexosyltransferase activity. Gene Ontology annotation, cellular component: Golgi membrane.